This is a messenger RNA of Acanthosepion pharaonis, 1608 nucleotides long. Lineage: Eukaryota; Metazoa; Mollusca; Cephalopoda; Sepiida; Sepiidae. The record is from the annotation of a GenBank genome assembly.
AUGCAACGCCCGCUUAAAAUUGGCUACUGCCUAGCCCGGACCCUUCCCUCGCAGGAGACUAAAGAGUUACAUGUGGCCCUCUCAUAUUGCCAUCAUGCAUGGACCAUUGUGGGUGGUGACCGCAGUAGCGGUGCCAAAAGAGGGCAUCAGUUAACUCGCCUUGUUUCUAUUAGCACACAUAUCCUCGUCUCGAAACCGAAAUACCCCCCUCCGCCCCCUCGCUUUCUUUCUUUCUUUCUUUCUUUCUUUCUUUCUUUCUUUCUUUCUUUCUUUCUUUCUAUCUAUCUAUCUAUCUUGCCAUUCACAAUUUUGUCUCUCUUUUUCAAUGUCUCUCUUUUCCUUCCACUUCUUUUAAAUUAUCUUUCUCUUUAUUAUCUCUCUCUCUCUUUCUCUCUCUCUCUCUCUCUCUCUCUCUUGACAACAGGUCUCUCUUUUCCUUCCACUUGUUUUCAUGAAUUAGCCACUUAUUUAGAGAAUCUGGAAGAUGUAGUAGAGUUUUAUCAGUUUUCUUAUUUUUGCUAUUUCAUUUGUCCUUUUUUUCUUUCAUCUUUUUCUCGCUUUCUUUUUCGCUUCUUUUUUUUCAACUCCCCCUUUUUUAUUUUCUUAUUCUUUUAUUUGUCUUGUCCUUUCCAGUUAUUCUUCUUUUUAAUUCUUCAUGUUCUUGUCUUAGUCUUUUAUUCUACAUUUUCUUCUUUUUCUUUUUCUUCCUCCGUUUCUUUAACUUUCUUUCUUUUAUUUUUUUUUAUUUAUUUUACUAACCUCUUCUUUUUCUUUUUUUUUCCUUCUUUCUUUUUCUUUCCUUCUUUUUUAUCUUUCUUCUGCUUGCGAAUUUUUUUUUUUUUUUCUUUCUGCUCCUCGUUUUUAUUCAUAUUUUACUUUCUGUCUUUCUUCUUCUGCUUUCCUUUUCUAUUUUUCUUUCUUUCUAUAUUUUUCUAUUUUUAUCUUUUUCUUUCUUUAUUUUUGUAUUUGCUUCAUCUUUUCAUCUCUUCCUUUUUUCUUCUACUUGUUCCUUCUUUGUUGUUUUAUUCUCCAUUUAUCUCUGCUUUCAAAUCGCUUUUUUUGCUUCUUUCUUUUUUCUUCCUCCCUUCCUUUCUUUCUUUUUACUUCUCUUUUUUAUCUUUUCUCCUCCUCCUCCUUAUCUUUCUCUUUCUUCUUCUACAUGCUUUUCCUUGUUUUACUUGUUUUCCCUUCUCGUCUUUUCUCUUUUUCGAUUUUUUACUUGCUUCUUCCUCUUUUUCUUCUCUUCUAAUUGUUUCUUCUUUUUAUAUCGCCUUUUUUAAACAUUUCUUCUUCAUUUUUUUCUUUUCUUUAUUUUCUACCUUUUCAAUUUUUUCUUUUGAAUCUCUUCAUGUGAGUUUUUUUUUCUCUCUUUUUCUCUUACUCAUCACUCUGUCUGUCAGUAUCACUUUCUCUUUGCUAAUUAUUACCCUCAGUUUAAUUUUCUCUUUAUGUCUCUCUCUUUGCCUAACUCUUUUUCCUCAUCCUCUUUCUCUCCAUUCUAUAUCAUUGUCUGUUUCUCUAUCUUGCUCUCUCCAUUCUUAUCCUUUCUCUCUGUUUCGUUAUCUCUCACUUCUAAUCCCCACAUUGCAUACGGUGAAUUCCCAUUAA